Acaulospora morrowiae is the source of this 551-nucleotide messenger RNA. NCBI's taxonomy places the organism in Eukaryota, Fungi, Glomeromycota, Glomeromycetes, Diversisporales, Acaulosporaceae. The record is from the annotation of a GenBank genome assembly.
CUGGACAGAUUAUCGACGAUGAAAUGCAUGAAAUUAUGGUGAGGCCACUUCCGAUAGGGGUAAGGUUGACAGCCAUUUUCGAUUCGUGCCAUUCGGGAACCGCGCUUGAUUUGCCAUACAUAUAUUCAACGCAAGGAAUCGUUAAAGAACCCAAUAUUUUGGCUGAUGGAGGAAACACACUUAUGAAUGUUGGGAAGUCAUACCUUCGAGGUGAUAUUGCAGGAAUUAAAACAAGUUUGAUGUCAUUUGGUAAGAAAGCGACGUCUGGUAAGAAAAUAAGCGAGAGAAACAGACAAAAUAAAGCAAGUCUAGCAGAUGUAGUUAUGUUUAGUGGAUGCAAAGAUGCACAAACCUCUGCAGACGCUAAUGAAGAAGGUAAAAGUACCGGAGCUAUGUCAUACGCUUUUGUAAAAACAUUAUCCAAAAACAAGAAUGUUACGUAUCAACAAUUAUUAGUUGGAAUCAGAGACGUACUUGCAGGAAAAUAUGCACAAAAACCUCAACUCAGCGCAUCACAUCAAAUGGAUAUGAAUCAACUGUUUUUGAUGUAG